AUGUGUUCCAAUCUGGGCGACUUGUUCGCCUGCAUCCGGGCACAGGGAGAUUCGGAUGCGGACACCACCAGCACCACCCACCAGCGGAGUAACGCGGACGUGGACGAUGAGGCACUCGAUCCUCGAAGCGAUUUAUUUAGGCGGCAGCAAAGGAAGGGUCACCGAAAGAGGGAUGAGAAGUCCCCACGACAGGACGCAUUUCCGGCUGCGUCUCCUUCGGCCGGGUGCCAUCGACCCCCUUCGCGGAACUCACGGGUCUCCUACGAAGUUUUGGAACGCUACGAUCAAAUCUGUGGCGGUUCUCUCCAAGAGGAGCUCGGAGUUUCUAGAUUAAGCAGACACAUUCCCGAUCAGUUCUAGGCGGAGAUUAUUAUAAAUCAUUUUUUCCCCACAGCGGUGUUUAUUUAAGUAUAAACAGACAAACUUAAACAAUUGGUUAAGGUCUCCAGUUAAAUUAAAAGUUUACUUAUUCAGAAAUGCAAA
This is a messenger RNA of Drosophila rhopaloa, 483 nucleotides long. RefSeq lists its product as uncharacterized. The record is from RefSeq and is a predicted model, not a curated record. The coding region runs from base 1 to 360 and encodes 119 amino acids. NCBI's taxonomy places the organism in Eukaryota, Metazoa, Arthropoda, Insecta, Diptera, Drosophilidae. The transcript has a single exon.